AUGUCUGGAACGGGCAACAGAUUCAUUAGCUUUGCAUUGGUAGCCUUAGGCUGUAUUUACUGUACCAGCGCGUCGGCCAAUCUGACCGAAUUCCUGUCGCACCGCCAGCGGCGUGGACUUAUCUAUCAGAACAGCGGCUCUAUUAAGUUCAGUAUAGGACCCUCGUUGCCGAUUCCUUUGGGCGACCCUGUGACGUUCCGCUCUACGGUCCUUUCGUUCACGCUGCAGGGCGGCACCUACAGCUUGCCAACCACUCCAAUUUGGCCCUGGGAUAAAUGGGAAUCCACCUUUGCCCGAUCUCUGCAGCAAAUGAGGCGCAACAUCGAAAGGCACACGGCCAACGGAGGUGUUAAAUACGCGGACGAUGCCCGACAGCUGGUGUACACCGCCAUGGAGGAGUACAUAGGCAGAAGAAACAAUGAUAUGAUUGUGGGCAGACAAUGCCUGCUGCGUUCCAUAUGCGAGAAUGCCCAGGUGCAUCAUCAUGUAGGCGUCUUCUCCGAAAUACUAAACAUUGUGCUGAGUCCGGGCAAAGCCGAUUUAGAUAACUGCUAUCACGAUGCCUUUGCGGCUGGACAGGCGGGUGCUAAUUGCCUGGCCGUAUUUGAGGCCUGUCCACGUGGCAUGAACUUUUUGGACGAGCUGUUGGUUACGGAGCGUCACUGA
Drosophila hydei is the source of this 666-nucleotide messenger RNA. RefSeq lists its product as uncharacterized. Bases 1 to 666 code for a protein of 221 amino acids. NCBI's taxonomy places the organism in Eukaryota, Metazoa, Arthropoda, Insecta, Diptera, Drosophilidae. The transcript is spliced from 2 exons. The record is from RefSeq and is a predicted model, not a curated record.